UACUGCAGCCGCGCUCUUCAUGGCCAAUUUAAUGGAUCUCACGGGCCGCCUCCGGCGGCGGACUGUCAGAUACUGAGUAACUCUCACGCGACUUCAACAUCUCCAUUCAAAGUCCGGGCAACCUGCCCAGACCGCCAGACCGGAGAGAGAGAGAGAGAGAGCGAGAAGCCGUGCUACUCUCUUCUUGCUACUUCUUUCGCCGUCUUCCCCUUCAAUUAAGAUCCUAGAUUCGGAGAGUAAAGAACCCCAAUGCGAAUCAUCUCCUUCACUUACCAAGCCCUCGAUUUGCUCAGCUUCGCAAGCUAGUGAAGGGCUAAACGGCGAAAAAAUGUCAUUUUGGGGUACUUCCUUCCUAAGCAACAAUCUCUCCAAGCGAACCCCAAUCUUUGGCCUCCACCUCUAUGUUUUCAUCGGAAUCUGUGUCGGCGCCUCCAUCGUCCUCUUCCUUUUCCUCCUUUCCCUCUGCUUCGCCUUCCGCCACCGCCGCCGCUCCCUCCCUCCCCCCUCCUACUCCUCCAGCCGCAAACCCCUCAAGCUCCACCUCCGCGACGCUACCCCUCCCAUCUCCAAGGAAAUCCUCAAAAUAGUCCACCAACGCUCUCCUAAACCCGCUGCGGCCCCUCCAAUCGGCAAGAUGGAGGUGGUCAUCCGCAAGGAAGACCAUCUCGCCUUGAUCUCCGACCAGCAACGCCCGCAUCCAAUCGAGGAGAGUAGUCGCACCGCCGCCGAUUGCUCGGCGUUGGUUAAAGGAUUAGUGCGUCUGCCGGAGGUUUCGCAUCUGGGCUGGGGUUACUGGUACACGCUACGGGAGCUCGAAGUGGCCACCGGUGAUUUUGCUGAUGAGAAUGUGAUCGGAGAAGGGGGUUAUGGGAUCGUCUAUCGUGGAGUGCUGGAUGAUGGAACGAUCGUAGCGAUCAAGAACCUGCUCAAUAACAGAGGGCAAGCUGAAAAGGAAUUCAAAGGAGAGGUUGAAACAAUUGGGCGAGUUAGGCACAAGAAUCUGGUCAGAUUGCUUGGCUACUGCGUUGAAGGGGCCUAUAGGAUGCUGGUUUAUGAGUAUGUAGACAAUGGUAACUUGGAUCAGUGGCUUCAUGGUGAUGUGGGGGAUGUAAGUCCACUUACUUGGGACAUCAGGAUGAACAUAAUACUGGGAACUGCUAAAGGCUUAGCAUAUCUUCAUGAGGGGCUAGAACCAAAAGUUGUACACAGAGAUGUGAAAUCUAGCAACAUACUACUUGACAGGCAAUGGAAUCCUAAAGUGGCUGAUUUUGGGCUUGCCAAGCUCUUAUGCUCGCAGAGGACUUAUGUUACGACUCGCGUCAUGGGAACAUUUGGCUAUGUGGCACCAGAAUAUGCUAGUACUGGAAUGUUGAAUGAGCGAAGUGAUGUUUACAGCUUUGGAGUACUAAUCAUGGAGGUCAUAACUGGUAGAACCCCAGUAGAUUACUCAAGGCCACCUGGAGAGGUGAAUUUGGUUGAAUGGUUGAAGAAUAUGGUUGGAGAAAGAAGAUCUGAGGAUGUUAUGGACCCUAAGAUCUUCAAGAAGCCUUCGUCGAAGAUGCUGAAACGGGCACUGCUAGUUUCACUUCGUUGCGUCGAUCCGGAUGCACUCAAGCGACCGAAAAUGGGGCAUGUCAUCCACAUGCUUGAAAUGGAGGGCUUGCUGCUUCAUGAGGAUUGGAAACAUGGGCAAACUGUAUAUGAUAAGCCAUCUAUACAGAAAAAGUGAUACAAGGAAAGCUUAGUGGCCAUUGGUUUUAUGUGAAUUGACAGUGAAAGUAAUAGAUUGACUACAGUUUUGUUUCUGUUUUUUGGUCCAACAUAUUCAAAUAAUGCUUGACUCUGAAGUUCUUAUCUGACACUACUUGUAAGGGAUCCAACUAGAAUGUGAUUUUUCUUUUUUGUUUCUUAUAAUAGAAAAGGAUUCAAUUUGAUAAUAUUUCAUGAUAAAUCAGCUUGAUUUUGGGCUUUCA
Molecule: messenger RNA, 1973 nt
Organism: Dendrobium catenatum
Lineage: Eukaryota; Viridiplantae; Streptophyta; Magnoliopsida; Asparagales; Orchidaceae
Product: probable serine/threonine-protein kinase At1g01540
Exons: 7
Coding region: 329-1729 (466 amino acids)
Biological process (GO): protein phosphorylation
Molecular function (GO): protein kinase activity; ATP binding
Source: RefSeq, a predicted model, not a curated record